AAAAAAAGUUCUCAGGAAGUAGGUUGCUAUAGAUCGAAACUCCUCCCGAACUUUGACAGAAAGAGUUCACAACUCGUCUUAAAUUUGCCUGACAACUUUUUUUUUUCAGAGCGUGAAAUAAUGCAGAGCAAUGCUUACGGUGCCUCUCUGGCCGGCGGGGCCUUUGAUUUCGAGAGCUUUGUGAAGAAACCACAGACUAUUCUGCGCUUCCUAAGCUGGGUAUUUUCCAUAGUGGUUUUUGCAAGCAUUACAGCUGAAGGCUACAUUAACCCACAUACAGAGGGAGGAACCAAAUGCAUGUUCAACAGUAACGACAGUGCUUGCAGCUAUGCGGUGGGAAUUGGAAUCCUGGCCUUCUUGGGUUGUGUCAUCUUCUUGCUACUGGACGCCUAUUUCCCAAACAUCAGUAAUGCCAAAGAGAGGAAAUACAUUGUUGUUGGAGAUCUAUCCUUUUCAGGGGCUUGGACAUUCCUCUGGUUCAUCUGCUUCUGUGUCCUGACCAACCAGUGGACCAAAACCGACGUCGAGUUUGUCAAGGCUGACGCCGCCAGGGCCGUGAUCGCAUUCUCCUUUUUCUCGAUCGUUACCUGGGCUCUUUUGUCCUAUUUUGCAUUAGGAAGAUAUCGCCAAGGAGUGAGUGAGUUUAAUCAGGAUUACACAGACCCCGCCCAGGACCACUCUUCUCCGUACCCGCCUGCCCCGUCGAACUACCAGCAAGCGCCUUUCACCAACAACCAAGGGCCACAGGGGGAGUAUCGACCUCCAACUUACUGAAGGACUCACACACAUGAAUCCUAAUGGGAGGGGAUUCUUCUUAAAAAUAUAUAUAUACAUAAAUAAAUAAAAAAAUGUGCCAAUGGUUUUGUUCCAAAUUGGGAUUGUCUUCAGCACUUCCAUUUUUUUUUGCAUAUGUUUGGGCACUGAGUUUUAGUUUGCUGCAUUAUAGUUGCACAUUGUAUGGUGGAUGUGUUGUUGUGCUGUUUGACAAACAAAUGAAAUCUGGAGAGAUUUCUUUUUUCCUUUUUUUUCCAUGUUCAAAGGUGAUUUUUUUUUUUUUUACCCUUUAGGACAAAGUAAGAUGCCAAUGUUUAUCUUUAAACCAAGACACCUGCCACAGUUUCACAGCUCCUUCGGUUUCAAUUUUGUGUACAACUGAGAUGUUUUUGUGUCAAAUGAUAACAAAGUGAUUUGAAUUAUAUGUUUCUCGAGAAAUGCAUUUUGUUUUUUUUUUAAAUAGGAAAGUGAAGUUUUUCUUCAAAUGUGUUACUGUUCAGUACUUUAGUUUGGUAUUCUGAUGUUAAUGUGCAGCUGUUCCACAACCAUAAGUUGUCAGUUUAGCUUGGCAAGUGUUGUUUAAUGAAUAAGCAAAUGCACAUGAUGUAGUCACAAGUUGUUUUUUUUUUUUAUUUUA
Messenger RNA from Xiphophorus couchianus (Monterrey platyfish), 1411 nucleotides. It is a transcript of the gene syngr2a, whose product is annotated as synaptogyrin 2a. Bases 121 to 774 code for a protein of 217 amino acids. The transcript has 4 exons. The record is from RefSeq and is a predicted model, not a curated record. Gene Ontology annotation, cellular component: neuromuscular junction; synaptic vesicle membrane. NCBI's taxonomy places the organism in Eukaryota, Metazoa, Chordata, Actinopteri, Cyprinodontiformes, Poeciliidae.